AUGGCGAGUCAGUUGAAGUUUGUUGAUUCUCACAAUAUCAUUGGAUAUCUCCUGGAUCCACCUAUCGUGCACAAUGAAUUCAAAUCCAUGAUCAUGGGUUUGAACAGUUGCAGAAGUUCUUACGCUCUACAUGCUAAUCCAGUAAUUCAAGGGAACUCAAUCCUUAAGAAGAUGUGUUAUAAAGGAACCUAUCCUCCCACCAUCAAGAAGUUGUUGCCACCUUACUGGAGAAAUGAAAAGCAAUCUCCAGGGGAAGAAGAAGGACCUAUUUUUGAUGUAUCCCAGGAACCAAUCAAUGAGACUAUGAUUUCUCCUACGGAGAUAGAGAAAGAAAUCAACAUUUUCAAGCAACCAAACAAUCUAAUGGCUGAACAGAUGGAAGACCUUAUUGAAAAAUUACAGUCUACUAUGAGGAAGCCUCCCCAAACAGUUCAUGUUACAACUGAACCUCCAUUUGAGAGUGAUAAUGAAGAUUCAGCUCACAUCCAUCUCCUGAGAAAACGAAAAGAAGAGAUCCAAGACUUGGAAUGCUUAUCACCGACCUUGAUCAAAUUGUAUCUACUCCGAUUGAGCCUAGAUUUUGAAAGCCCUAUUCUUGAACAAGAAGUCUUACCUUCACAAGGGGCUCAAACUUAUGGAAGCUCCUUUGAAGCCCCCGAGCUGGAUAUUUCAAAAGGAAAAGGAAAGCAGCCUGAGUCUAAAUUUGUAGAUGUCUCUCUGCUUCAGAACAGAGUUUUUGAUUUGGAAUAG
This is a messenger RNA of Lactuca saligna, 750 nucleotides long. NCBI's taxonomy places the organism in Eukaryota, Viridiplantae, Streptophyta, Magnoliopsida, Asterales, Asteraceae. The record is from the annotation of a GenBank genome assembly.